Messenger RNA from Gallus gallus (chicken), 2055 nucleotides. It is a transcript of the gene POU3F4, whose product is annotated as POU class 3 homeobox 4. Gene Ontology annotation, biological process: regulation of transcription by RNA polymerase II; brain development. Gene Ontology annotation, cellular component: nucleus. Lineage: Eukaryota; Metazoa; Chordata; Aves; Galliformes; Phasianidae. The coding region runs from base 75 to 1166 and encodes 363 amino acids. The record is from RefSeq and is a predicted model, not a curated record. The transcript is spliced from 2 exons. Gene Ontology annotation, molecular function: RNA polymerase II cis-regulatory region sequence-specific DNA binding; DNA-binding transcription factor activity, RNA polymerase II-specific.
GCCGUGCCGGUGGAUGUCAAAGGCUGAGGCGGCGGCGGCGCCUCAGUAUAACUCGUGGGGGCUGCGCGGCGGCCAUGGCCACAGCCGCCUCCAACCCCUACGGCCUGCUCGGCUCCGGCUCGCUCGCCCAUGCGGACGGCGCGGGCAUGCAGCAGGGGAGCCCGUUCCGCAACCCGCAGAAACUGCUGCAGAGCGAGUACCUGCAGGGCGUCCCCGGCAAUGGGCACCCGCUGGGCCACCACUGGGUGACGAGCCUGAGCGACGCCGCGCCCUGGCCCUCGGCGCUGGCGGGCGGCCCUCUGGAGCAGCCCGACGUGAAGCCGGGCCGCGAGGACCUGCAGCUGGGCGCGCUGCUGCACCACCGCUCGCCCCACGUCUCGCACCACUCGCCCCACGCCAACCACCCCGGCGCCUGGGGGGCCAGCCCGGCGCACGGCGGCUCGCUGGGCCCCGCCGGGCAGCCCCCCCCGCUCGGCGUGUACCCGCAGGCCGGCUUCGCGGUGGGCGGCGUGCUGGAGCACGGGGGGCUGACGCCGCCGCCCGCCGCCGCCGCGCAGCAGCCGCCGCCGCCGCAGGGGCUGCACCCCGGGGAGCACGGCGAGCUGGGCGGCCACCACUGCCAGGACCACUCGGACGAGGAGACGCCGACCUCGGACGAGCUGGAGCAGUUCGCCAAGCAGUUCAAGCAGCGCCGCAUCAAGCUGGGCUUCACCCAGGCCGACGUGGGCUUGGCGCUGGGGACGCUCUACGGCAACGUCUUCUCGCAGACCACCAUCUGCCGCUUCGAGGCCCUGCAGCUCAGCUUCAAGAACAUGUGCAAGCUGAAGCCGCUGCUGAACAAGUGGCUGGAGGAGGCCGACUCCUCCACCGGCAGCCCCACCAGCAUCGACAAGAUCGCGGCGCAGGGCAGGAAGAGGAAGAAGCGCACCUCCAUCGAGGUGAGUGUCAAAGGCGUGCUGGAGACGCACUUCCUCAAGUGCCCCAAGCCGGCCGCGCAGGAGAUCUCCUCGCUGGCGGACAGCCUGCAGCUGGAGAAGGAGGUGGUGCGGGUCUGGUUCUGCAACCGGCGGCAGAAGGAGAAGCGCAUGACGCCGCCGGGCGAGCAGCAGCAGCACGAGGUGUACGCGCACGGCGUCAAAACGGACUCGGCCUGCCACGACCUCUGACCGGGGCUGCCGCCGGCUCGGACCUGCCCGCGGCCGCCCGACCCCCCCCCGCCGCCGCCGCCGCCGCCGCCCGACCCCGCGGAGGGGCGGCCCGGGCUGAGCGCCGCCCGCGGACGGCCGGGGGUGCCCGCCGCCCGCCCCUGGAUGGGCGCUGCUCGCGGACACGGGCGGGCUUCGGUCCGCGUUAGGACGGAGGAAAACGAAACGAAACGAAACGAAACAAAAAAACAAAAACAAAAAAAAAAGCGAAAAAAAAAAGAAAAACGCGAAAAAAAAAAAAACCCAACAGAAAGGAAAAAGACAGACGUGUGCCUAUGAAUAACCUUCCAGCGCCUUGGUUAUAUCAGCUGUAUUUCAGCAUAGGGAAGUGCCGAGCCGUGCCGCCCCCCUGGACGUUGUGCACAAGGACGGGGCCCCGAGCGGUGCGGGCCGGGCUGGGGCCGUGCCCCGCUCCCCCUCCCCCGGCCUUCAGAUUUUUUCCUUUCGACAUUUCUAUUUUUCAAGUAUUUUUCAGUAAGCGCUAUAAAAAAAAAAAUUAAAAAAAAAAGAAAAAAAAAAGAAAAAAAAUUAAAAAAAAAAAUUAAAAAAAAAAAAUCUCGACACUGAGGACCUGCCUAUUUCUGCCAACUUUAUAACUGUACAGUUUUGUAUAUUAAACGUUUUUUGGAAGUUAUUAAUUUAAAGAAAGAUCAUUUAGUUUAUUCAUUUAGUAACUGAUGUAUAAUAAACGCUAUUUUCAUUAAAGGUUGCUUUUUUCAACUAUUUUAUCCAAAAUUGCCUAUUGCAGUUGCCAACGAUUAUUUAUUUUCAAUAAAUUCCGCGUUAUGUUUAAAGAAAAAAAAAAGUUUCAGAAAGAAAAACAAAAAAAUAAUAACAAAAAAAAAAAUAA